AUGGGAAACUCCUGCUGGGAGUUAUACUGUCUUGAACAUGGGAUCGAACCUGACGGCCAUAAACCAGAAGAUGUGAAGGCGGAUGACAGCUCAUGUAAUACAUUCUUCUGCGAAACCGAAAAUGCCAAAUACGUACCACGAGCAGUCUUUAUAGAUCUUGAACCAACUGUUAUUGACGAAAUCCGUUUAGGAAAUUACCGCCAGUUAUUCCACCCGGAACAAUUAAUUACAGGUAAAGAAGAUGCUGCCAACAACUACGCCAGGGGUCAUUAUACAAUUGGCAAAGAAAUUGUCGACGUGGUUCUGGACAGAGUCCGGAAGUUGACGGAUCAGUGUAAUGGCCUACAAGGGUUUUUGAUUUUCCACAGCUUCGGCGGAGGAACAGGAAGCGGCUUCACCUCUCUGUUGAUGGAAAGGCUGAGCGUUGACUAUGGAAAGAAAUCCAAACUAGAAUUCUCUAUUUACCCGGCCCCACAAGUGGCGACGGCUGUAGUUGAACCCUAUAAUUCCAUCCUGACUACCCACACGACUCUAGAACACUCCGACUGUUCCUUUAUGGUGGACAACGAGGCGAUCUACGAUAUCUGCCGCCGUAACCUGGAUAUCGAGCGCCCGACCUACCAAAACCUGAACCGGCUAAUUGCCCAGGUCGUGAGCUCCAUUACUGCCUCUCUGCGCUUCGACGGGGCGCUCAACGUUGACCUGACAGAAUUCCAGACAAACUUAGUCCCUUAUCCGAGGAUCCAUUUCCCGUUGGUAACUUAUGCCCCGAUUAUCUCGGCCGACAAGGCUAAUCAUGAGCAAAUGACCGUUGCAGAGAUUACCAACGCCUGCUUUGAGCCCUCUAAUCAAAUGGUCAAGUGUGACCCCCGGCAUGGGAAGUAUAUGGCUUGCUGUAUGCUAUACCGUGGAGAUGUGGUCCCCAAAGAUGUCAACGCAGCUAUUGCUACUAUCAAGACGAAAAGGUCUAUUCAGUUUGUGGAUUGGUGCCCGACUGGUUACAAGGUCGGAAUCAAUUAUCAACCCCCAACUGUAGUACCUGGAGGAGAUUUGGCUCAAGUACAGCGGGCUGUUUGUAUGCUGAGUAACACUACUGCCAUUGCUGAAGCCUGGGCGCGCCUAGAUUAUAAAUUCGACCUGAUGUACGCGAAGCGGGCAUUCGUUCAUUGGUAUGUCGGGGAAGGAAUGGAGGAGGGGGAAUUCUCGGAAGCACGCGAGGACCUGGCCUCGCUCGAGAAGGACUAUGAAGAAGUCGGCUUCGACACAGUCGAUAUUUACCCAGAGGAGGAAGAAUGUGAGGAAUAUUAG
Messenger RNA from Acanthosepion pharaonis, 1308 nucleotides. The record is from the annotation of a GenBank genome assembly. NCBI's taxonomy places the organism in Eukaryota, Metazoa, Mollusca, Cephalopoda, Sepiida, Sepiidae.